AUGGCAUCCCCCAGACUGGAGACUUUCUGCUGUCCGAACCGAGACGCAGCGACGGAGUUUGUGGUCACCUUCCAGCCCGUCCUGUUCGGGGCGUUAGGUCUGGGGAGCGCCACUCUCAGCCUCGUGUUUGCUGUUGUACAAAUUCUACCGAAGCGUAAAGGAUACAGAAGACUCGGGCAGUAUCCGCUUCCGAGGCCCGCGUCCUCCUCACGGAUAUUGUUCAUCAUCAGUAUUUGUGACAUACUGGGAUGUACAGGUAUCAUUGUAAGGUCAUCCGUGUGGCUGGGCCUGCCGAACAUCAUGGACCGCAUCUCAGUGGCCAACAGCACUGAUGCUUGGCCGGAGGUCUUCUGUGUUGGCAGUGCGAUGUGGAUCCAGUUGUUUUUCAGCGCUUCUUUUUGGUGGACCUUUUGUUAUGCGGUCGACGUCUUCCUGGUGGUGAAAACAUCUGCAGGAAUCAGCACCAUUAUCCUCUACCACAUGAUUACAUGGGGUCUGGCUGUGCUGUUGUGCGUCGAAGGAGUGGCCAUGCUCUACUAUCCAUCCAUCUCUGACUGUGAGCAAGGCCUCCAGCACGCCAUCCCGCACUAUGUCACCACGUACGCACCGAUGCUGCUUGUCCUCGUAGCCAACCCUGUCUUCUUUAACCGGACCAUCUCUGCAGUGACGUCUUUGCUAAAAGGACGACAAGGAAUCUACACAGAGAACGAGAGACGGCUGGCCAACGAGAUAAAAAUACGCUUCUUUAAAAUAAUGCUGGUGUUCUUCAUUUGCUGGGUGCCCAACAUCAUCAACGAGAGCCUCCUCUUCUACCUGGAGAUGCAGACGGACAUCAACGACAACGGUUUCAGGAACAUCAGAAACGCCGCCCUCAUCACAUGGUUUAUCAUGGGUAUCCUGAACCCCAUGCAAGCUUUCCUCAACACCCUGGCCUUUCACGGCUGGACGGGCUUCGAUGUCGACUUCAGACUGCAGCGGCGGAGAGAGCUGGCCUGGGACUCGGUUUCUACUUCAGCGCCUAACGCAGCCGGCCAUAAUUCCACAGUUGGGACUACUCUGCUCUACCAGAGUCAUGUCCAGGAUGCCAAGAAGAGCAUGAUGGGGAACGGGCAGCACCACUCUGACGCCAUCAGCGUCCUAUCAGAAGGUUCAGAGUCUAGUACAGUUGAAAUCCACAUUUCCAGCGAGCUACGAGACUAUGAGGAUGUAGACGCUGACGGAGAAUCCUUGGAGAACUCUGUGAGGCACUAGCUGGGGUGAUCAACAACCCGCCUCCCUCGGCUUUUCCCUGUGUGACAUUGUUCUUUUAGUUACUUUUGUUUUUUAGAUUGUCUCCUCUUAGCCUCUUUUAUCCCGUUGAGAUUUUGCCCCAGAUAUUUUCUGGUCACGAGAUGUCAUUAGUUGGUACAACAAAAAUGAGUCUGAUUCUUGAUUCUAAGCCUUUUAUUCCUUCCCUAAGCUUUUUAAAUCUGCCUGCAGUACAGUGCAGUGGAACCAUAAACUGUACAGCUGAACAAUCCUGAAGCUACUGCACUGUCGUCAGUCAACAGAGUAAACAUGACAUUUUUGUAUUAAAACCUCACAGGCUGACCUUUACGUGUGUCUUAAGUGCCUUAGGAAAAAAAAAUUCUCCUGGCAUAUUCACUGAAUUAGAUGCACGCUGGUUUAGUGAUGUGCACAGAAUGGAAUAAGCUACUUAGUGUUUUUUUUUUUGUUUUACUGUAUUUGUAGUUGUCCAUCUUGUAUUUUUGCACACAUCCAUUUUAUACUUUAUUAAAUUUACAAAAUAUUUGUAAAAGGUUUGUUGAUAACAUUUUCUUGAUGUCUUUUGUGCAUGGGUGGAUUACUGAAUGAGACAAAGACACAAAGAGAUGCAAAGGAACUGCAAAGAGACACAAAAUAAAUACAAGGAGGCACAAAAUUACCUUUAACAGACUCACACAACUACAAAAAGACAUAAAACAUCCACAAGGAAACACAGAAUGACCAAGAAGAGAUGCAAACCACCACAAAGUCUUUGCGUCUUCCACCUACUUUCACCAGCCACUUUAUUAGGAACACCUUGCUAGUGCCAGGUUGGACCCCUUAUAUCUUCAUAACUGCUUUAAUUCUUGGUCGCAUAGAUUCAACAAGGUGCUGGAAACAUUCCUCAGAGAUUUCAGUCCAUAUUGACGUGAUAGCAUCACACAGUCGGCUGCACAUCCAUGAUGCAAAUCUCCAGUUCCACCACAUCCCAAACCAGU
Molecule: messenger RNA, 2243 nt
Organism: Epinephelus moara (kelp grouper)
Lineage: Eukaryota; Metazoa; Chordata; Actinopteri; Perciformes; Serranidae
Gene: gpr143
Product: G protein-coupled receptor 143
Exons: 9
Coding region: 1-1251 (416 amino acids)
Biological process (GO): melanosome organization; cell surface receptor signaling pathway; regulation of calcium-mediated signaling
Cellular component (GO): plasma membrane; melanosome membrane
Molecular function (GO): L-DOPA receptor activity; dopamine binding; L-tyrosine binding
Source: RefSeq, a predicted model, not a curated record